UUCCUUAGAUUUGGAAGAUACACCACAAAUAUUGAAGUAUCUUUUCUAUCCCAACAACAACUACCACCAAUUCCAUAUGGCUUUGAUAGGAAAACUAUGUCACAGUGAAUUGGAAUACUCCUUCACAAUAGCAAAGCUAUCUUCACAGAAGUUUCCAGAAAUUGAUCCCACCUUUAUAUGUCGAUUUAACAAAAGCAUAACAAAAACAUGGACCAUCUUAAACAACCAAGGUGUGCAUCACGUCCUAAUCUAUAACAAAGAUCAAGUUCAUCCACUUAUAAUUAGUGGAUGGAAAGACGUUGAAGCAUUUUAUAGUUGCCCCUCUAAUGUUGUUCUUGAAGUGGGUUACUAUAUGAAUGACAAUUUUAGCAUCCUCAACAUCAAAAAUAUAGUAGAAAUCGAGCAAUUACCCUUUUACCAUAGCAGGUCUUUUUUCCCAAACAACAUUAUGGUUUUCGACCUUGGUCUAACAAAUGUUGAACUAUCACAAACAAAAUUGAGAUUGGAGGAGGACUUUGCUGAAAUUUUAAAAGAUUACAACUACAACUGUCUCAACUUGUGCUGUGAUAAUGGUACGAGGACAAUCCUGGAAUUAGCAAACAUAAACACUACAUACCCCACAAAGUUAGGACCCGACUGGGAAGAAUUUUGUCAAACCAAUAUGUUCAAAGUUGGUGACACGAUUAGGUUUAGAUUUGAUAUCAGGUCUCCGAACAAAAAAUGUCAUGUAUAUAAAAUCCAUUAAUUUAACAAAUUUAUCUUAAU
Molecule: messenger RNA, 765 nt
Organism: Vicia villosa (hairy vetch)
Lineage: Eukaryota; Viridiplantae; Streptophyta; Magnoliopsida; Fabales; Fabaceae
Exons: 3
Coding region: 77-745 (222 amino acids)
Source: RefSeq, a predicted model, not a curated record